AUGGCUUCCAACGAGGAAAAAGCGCACCGUCGAGCUCGCAAAAAAUACAGCUGUGAGCCAUGCAGGAGAUCGAAGCUACGUUGCGACCGGCAAGAUCCGUGUUCGUCGUGCAAGAAUCGCGCUUGCGAGGAUGACUGCGCCUACAACAUCGGGAAAACCGCCCAUGUAGUGGCGUCGAGGAGCAGUCCCCGACCUGCAGAAAUCACCCCUCACUCAAGUGACAUGGUUGCAGCAGCUGCCCCCAUAACCACAGCGCCGGCAUGCCAUGACUUUUCCAAUGCACGUUGGGAUGCCGUUUUUGAGCGGCCAAUCCAGAACAUGGACCACGCCCAAUUGGAGCAAACUGACCUUGCUCCCCAAGGCAACAUUCACCUAUUUUUCCCCUUCUAUAUUGGCCCUAGGCUGGCAAGGAAUGACCUCCUAUCUAAACUGCCACCCUGGGAUUGCUGUGAGUACCUAAUAACACAAUAUUUCACCCUCCUAUCUCCUUUAUUCCAUGUCCUGCACGGCCCGACCUUUGAACAUCAGUAUUGCACGUUCAGAAAUAACCCGUCAAAUGUGGACCUCUCUUGGCUCGCUGUCUUUUUCUUCCUUCUGUCCAUGGCAGUGCGAUCUAUCGAAGGCGACGAUGUUCUGCUGGCUAAGCUCUGGCCCGAGCCUCACGCCCAGGACGCUACUGUUCUGUCAUAUCAACUUCGGACUGCAGGCAUGAUUUGCCUUGCCCAAGACAACUUCUUGAACAACCAUAGUAUCAGCACGCUUGAGGCUCUGCUGAUCUUAAUUUUUACCAUCAGUCAUGAUGAAGGAGUGGAUAAAGGCUGGGUAUUACUCGGCAUGGCUUUGAAUAUCGGCAUUGCACUGCAAUGUAACGUGGACUAUAAGCCCCCGGACGUCACCUGUAUUGAAGUCGAACGACGAAGACGGUGCUGGGCCGGUAUUCUGCUUCUGCACACAUACCAAGCUAUCAUGUUCCGGGAUGUCGACAUCGCGUGGCUGACGAAACUUCCCGCCGUGAUGCCAGCGAAUGUCAACGAUAAAGAUGUCCAAGAGCACGUCGUCGGCCGGCCAUCCAGCCAGCCGACCCAGAUGUCAGUGAUGAUCUUCAAGUUGCGCCUGUUCCAGCUAUCCAACCGCAUCUGUUCCCGCAUAUCCAAUCCGACCCAACUAGACGAAACGACCCUAGUACUCCUUGACGCUGAAAUCGCCGCGGAGCAGGAGAAAUGGGAUACAACGUUUUUAUCUCAGGGUCGCCCGAGUCUCCUGGACGCAUCCAGUAAUGCGUAUUGGAGCAUUCUACAGCUUUACGCGCACCACCUCUAUCUCCUGAUCCAUCGGCCGUUCUGCCGAUCGAAUUCGAACAGCAGUCCAUCUAAAUACCGCCCAGAGUCGAAGACCAGAUGCAUCCGUUCAGGUGCGGCGCUCUUGGACUUUCAUCGCCAAUUAUGCGAGGAUCAGCGUCUGCGCCAUUAUCGCUGGCUUGUGUACGGUAUGACAAGCUCAUAUGCACUUCAUGGCGCUGUAGCACUUGCGUCAUGUCUACUUGACCGGACGGGCGAGAACUUCGAUUGCUCACCCUAUCGCGCAGCAUUCGAUGCUGCCAUACUCCGCGUCGAGAAGCUUCAAGAUCGCAGUCCGAUUUGCAAAAAAGCAUAUCCUAUCCUUCGACAUUUCCAAACAAUGCUAUCGCCAGACAUCUUCCUGUGGUCGGACCCAGCGGGUUAUGAGUUUGGAAAUACAAUGGAUGAUUGGAUUGACUCGGUGAAAUGGCUCAAUCCCGGCUCUGAUGUUUGGAACUAUUGGGACGACAUUCUAAACGUAGAUGGAGCAUUGAAUCCGCCAUAG
This is a messenger RNA of Talaromyces rugulosus, 1842 nucleotides long. RefSeq lists its product as uncharacterized. The record is from RefSeq and is a predicted model, not a curated record. Gene Ontology annotation, molecular function: zinc ion binding; DNA binding; DNA-binding transcription factor activity, RNA polymerase II-specific. Gene Ontology annotation, biological process: DNA-templated transcription; regulation of DNA-templated transcription. Gene Ontology annotation, cellular component: nucleus. NCBI's taxonomy places the organism in Eukaryota, Fungi, Ascomycota, Eurotiomycetes, Eurotiales, Trichocomaceae. The coding region runs from base 1 to 1842 and encodes 613 amino acids. The transcript is spliced from 3 exons.